AUGGCUCCUGCUUUGAUUGACUCCCCCCAAGACUCGGGUGCAGAGCAAGUUUUUGCUAAGAACCAACUUCAAGAAGGAUACAAGGAGGCCUUUGCCCAAGGUCCCAAGACGACGAACUACGACAAUGAACUAAAGGGUGUAGGAAAGCACCCUCCCGCAAAAUACCCUCACUACCUUCCUGUGUGGGACAACGAGAAAGACAUUGGAGGAAAGUAUCCACCCAACGAGCCUUUCGAGGCCUACGAACACGGAAAGGACGCCGAUCCGUCUUUCCAGAACCUGCUCAGGGGAGCCACCUCAGUCGAGGACCUUACUGCCAACAUUGGCGCAGAAGUCAAGGGUAUACAGUUGAGUAAACUCGACAAGGCCGGCAAGGAUGAGUUGGCCCUCUUCGUCGCACAGAAGAAAGUCGUCGCUUUCCGCGAUCAAGACUUUGCAGACCUACCAAUCCAAGAAGCUCAAGACUUUGCCGAAUACUUUGGACCUUCUCACAUCCACCCUGCAUCCGGUGCUCCAAAGGGCUUCCCAAAAGUCCACUUGGUCCAUAGAUCUGCAGCCGACACAACAGCCAAAGACUACUUUGAAGAGCGCACCAAUAGCAUAACCUGGCACAGUGAUGUGACCUACGAAAAGCAACCUCCAGGCACCACAUUCCUCUACAUCUUGGACGGCCCCUCUGCAGGUGGUGAUACUUGCUUUGUUAACCAAGCAGAAGCCUAUCGUAGACUGUCUCCAGAGUUCCAGAAGCGUUUGCAUGGACUCAAGGCUGUUCACUCUGCCCACGAGCAAGCGCAAAAUGCUCUUUCUCGUGGCAGCAUCGUGCGACGUGAUCCAGUUGCCAACACUCAUCCAGUGGUCAGAACGCACCCAGCCACCGGUGAGAAAGCUUUGUUCGUGAACCAGCAGUUCGUGAGACGUAUUGUGGGAUUCAAGAAGGAAGAGUCGGACUACUUGCUCAAAUUCCUGUACGACCACAUCGCGUAUUCGCAGGAUAUCCAAGCUAGAGUCAAGUGGGCUCCUGGAACUGUCAUUGUUUGGGACAACCGUGUCACUGCUCACACCGCCAUUCUCGAUUGGCAGGACGGUCAAAGACGUCACCUAGCUCGCUUGACUCCUCAGGCUGAGCCUCCGUAUGAGACUCCUUUCGAGGAGUCAAGCAACUAG
Messenger RNA from Aureobasidium melanogenum CBS 110374, 1164 nucleotides. RefSeq names its product TauD-domain-containing protein. Gene Ontology annotation, cellular component: cytoplasm. Lineage: Eukaryota; Fungi; Ascomycota; Dothideomycetes; Dothideales; Saccotheciaceae. The record is from RefSeq and is a predicted model, not a curated record. The transcript is spliced from 3 exons. Bases 1 to 1164 code for a protein of 387 amino acids. Gene Ontology annotation, molecular function: 2-oxoglutarate-dependent dioxygenase activity.